Kogia breviceps (pygmy sperm whale) is the source of this 1694-nucleotide messenger RNA. RefSeq names its product nucleoporin p58/p45-like. The record is from RefSeq and is a predicted model, not a curated record. Gene Ontology annotation, biological process: nucleocytoplasmic transport. Lineage: Eukaryota; Metazoa; Chordata; Mammalia; Artiodactyla; Physeteridae. Gene Ontology annotation, molecular function: structural constituent of nuclear pore. Gene Ontology annotation, cellular component: nuclear pore.
CUUGAGGCGGGAGCGGCGAGACGAGCCAUUACUUGCCGACUGCACCGAGCCCGCAGCCAUGUCCGCGGGGUUCUCCUUCGGGAGCAGCACGCUGGGCUCCUCCACCAUGGCCGACAGUGGGAGCGGCAUGGGCGGCGGCUUCUCCUUCGGGACUGCGGCCAGUCCUUCUGUGGGGCUCAGUUUUGGGAGUCUCGGGAGCGCGGCGACUCCAGUGACAACAUCUGCUCCUUCUGGUGGUUUUGGAACCGGGCUCUUUGGAUCUAAACCUGCCACUGGGUUCACUCUAGGAGGAACGAACACAGGCCCGCCGGCCACCACGUCUGCGUCCACGGCAGGCUUCAGCUUAGGCUUCAGUAAACCUGCGGCGUCUGCCACACCGUUUGCGCUGCCCGCCACGCCUGCCUCGGCUGGCGGUCUCACACUCUCGUCCGCUCUGACGUCUACUCCUGCAGGACUUGGACAAAAUGCUUUAGGUCUGUCUCUGGGAACUGCAGCAGCUACUUCAGCUGCUGGAAAUGAAGGCCUUGGAGGUAUAGAUUUUAGCAGCUCAUCGGAUAAAAAGAGUGAUAAAACAGGAACAAGACCAGAGGAUAGUAAAGCACUGAAGGAUGAGAUUCUACCUUCUGUCAUUUGCCAGAACGUGGACAACCUGCAGAAAUUUGUGAAGGAACAAAAACAAGUCCAAGAAGAAAUUAGUAGAAUGUCUUCAAAAGCAACACUUAAAGUGCAGGAAGAUACUAAAGCUCUGAAGCAGCUUUUGUCAUUGGCUGCCAGUGGAUUACAGAGGAACACUCUCAAUAUUGACAAAUUGAAAAUAGAAACUGCUCAGGAGUUUAAAAAUGCUGAAAUAGCUUUAAGAACCCAGAAAACACCACCUGGACUCCAACAUGAAAACAUAGCCCCUGCUGACUACUUCAGAAUCCUGGUUCAGCAGUUUGAGGUGCAGCUCCAGUAGUACAGACAACAGAUUGAAGAACUGGAAAACCAUCUUGCCACCCAAGCGAACAAUUCACAUAUCACCCCUCAAGAUUUGUCAAUGGCUAUGCAGAAAAUUUAUCAAACAUUUGUAGCUUUAGCUGCAUAACUUCAGUCUAUUCAUGAAAAUGUGAAGGUGCUCAAAGAACAGUACCUCGGCUACAGAAAAAUGUUCUUGGGAGAUGCUGUGGAUGUGUUUGAAGCCAGGUGGGCAGAAGCCAAGAAGUGGCAGAAUGCCCCCAGGGUCACUACGGGACCCGCCCCUUUCAGCAGCACGCCAAGCAUGGCAGCCGUCGCCAUGGCUGCAACACUUACACAGCAGCAGCAGCCUGCUACAGGUCUGAAUGCAUUCAAGUUAUAGCUUCUUACUGUUAAAGUGCAGAGCGUUGAUGUGCAUUUUUAUGAGUCUUCCUCUUGUGUUAGCACUGAAGAAAUUUCUAUGAGUAGCUAUUCCAAUACAGUCUAAAAAUUUUGAUGGACACAAUUAUAAACAUAUACCUGAUAAAAAUGCAGGGUAGACUUAGCAAUAAUUAUACAUCAAUUAGAUACUGAAUAUUGUGAAUUAAUGUUAUUUGCUGUAUUGCUAUAAAUGCCCUUUAGAACAUGGUGUUUCACUACUGAAUUACAUUUAAGAGCAACAGAUUCUAAAAUUGUGACUGUAUUGUAUAUUGUUUUAAACUCAGAGAUAAACCAGCCAUAGGCUGCAAUUUUCGUACCUG